GCUCAGAGUGAGCAUUAGAGGGCUUUCCGAAUCCGUCCGAGCCUGUUGAAACGGAGUUGCACGCGGAAGAAAGCAGAUAGCUGUUAGGAAGUUGAGCUGCAAAACCAACAGUAAGGAAGCGUUUUCUCUUGGCUGCCCGCUUAGCUGUGCUUCAGGCAACAUGAAUCCGAGUACCGUGUGGUUCCCAGUGCUUCUGCUGCUGACCCAGAGGAUUCAGGAGCUGGUGGAGGCGUGCAGCUGUGCCCCUGCCCACCCGCAGCAGCUCAUCUGCGACGCGGCACUAGUGAUUCGAGCAAAAAUAUCCAGCGAAAAGGUGGUUCCUGCCAGUGAUGAUCCUCUUGACACCCACAAAAUGAUCCGGUAUGAAAUCAAACAAAUAAAGAUGUUUAAAGGAUUUGAAAAGCUCAAGGACAUCCAGUAUGUCUACACCCCUUUUGAUUCAUCACUCUGUGGAGUGAAACUAGAAGCAAACAACAAAAAACAGUAUCUUUUGACAGGCCAAAUUUUAAGUGAUGGUAAAGUUCUCAUCCAUUUAUGCAACUACAUUGAACCAUGGGAUGAUUUAUCCUUGUCUCAAAAGAAAAGCCUGAAUCAGAGAUACCAAAUGGGCUGCGGAUGCAAGAUUACUACCUGCUACAUGGUGCCCUGCUCCAUCACGACACCAAAUGAGUGCCUCUGGACAGACUGGCUGAUCGAAAGAAAGCUGUACGGGCACCAAGCCAAGCAUUACGCCUGUAUCAAGAGAAGCGAUGGCACGUGCAGCUGGUACCGAGGUGGUCCUCCCCCCGAGAAGGAGUUUAUUGAUAUCAGCGAACCUUAAACUGAUCACCUCCUGAAGAGCCUUGGAGUCUAAUUGCAUCCAACAUUGCACGCUCACAGCUUUGAACUGCCAUCGUCUAAUGUAUCUGUUGCUUAGAAACAAAAACAAAUUGUCCUGUACAACUAAAGUACGAGUCGGUGGAUUUGGCACUCGCUCAGGAUGAGGAACAAAUCUCCUGGAGGUAGCUACUCGGUAAAGUUAUGCUUUGUACAGAGAGGCUCAAGCUGAGAACGCGUCUCUGUCUCCUCUAAGGCAAAACAAGUUUCCUUUUUACCAAUAUGAAUGUACAAGAACAAAAGAAUUGCCAGAAUUUUGUCCCCUAUUUCUGUUCACCUGCAGAGUAAGAGCGCCCCAUGUUUUACUCCAAAUCUUUCUGAUGAACUAUGGAAUGUUUUAUAGAACUAUUUUUUUUCCGUAUGAAAGCCUUCUGACACAAAAGAAUUAUUGUACAGUGUAUAUGUAAACUAUUAUAACAAUGUGCUAUAAAAAAAGAGAUUCAAAAAUCCCUGUAUUUCCUCAUCUGCUGAAACAAGUUGAACACUUCUGUGAUUAAAACAAU
Messenger RNA from Eurypyga helias (sunbittern), 1379 nucleotides. RefSeq names its product TIMP metallopeptidase inhibitor 4 (gene TIMP4). Bases 161 to 820 code for a protein of 219 amino acids. Gene Ontology annotation, cellular component: extracellular matrix. NCBI's taxonomy places the organism in Eukaryota, Metazoa, Chordata, Aves, Eurypygiformes, Eurypygidae. The transcript is spliced from 5 exons. Gene Ontology annotation, biological process: negative regulation of endopeptidase activity; negative regulation of membrane protein ectodomain proteolysis. Gene Ontology annotation, molecular function: protease binding; metalloendopeptidase inhibitor activity. The record is from RefSeq and is a predicted model, not a curated record.